Molecule: messenger RNA, 4623 nt
Organism: Acanthosepion pharaonis
Lineage: Eukaryota; Metazoa; Mollusca; Cephalopoda; Sepiida; Sepiidae
Source: the annotation of a GenBank genome assembly
AUGACACUACUACGAAUGGCAUUAGAAGUGGUAGUCACUGUGCUUUUUGUGGCAGGGACAGGCGGUGGUGGUGGUGGUGGUGGCGGCCUGUUACAGUCGGCGGGGGCUAGUCGACCGAACCAGAGGUUGAGGCUCCACAAUUUUGACGAUUUUCUCCUGAACUUCGAACCAGAAAAUAGAAUAAUGCGGACCAAAAUGAUUCGUACACUUUCUCGCACGUCUGAUGAUGAAGAUCUUCAGUCAUUCGUCCAUCUUUUAACAUUCAUUCUUUUUUUCUUUUGUUUCGUUUUCUAUUCAUUCUUCGUUACUCGUCAUUCGUCCUUUUUUUUAACAUUCAUUUUUUUUUUCUUUUGUUUCUUUUUUCUAUUCAUUUUUUCGUUUACUCUUUUAGGUCAUUCGUCCUUCUUUUUUAACAUUCAUUCUUUUUUUGUCUUUUGUUUCUUUUCUAUUAAUUCUUCAUUUCUCUUUAGGGCAUUCGUCCUUCUUUUAACAUUCAUUCUUUUUUUCUUUUGUUUCUUUUGCUAUUCAUUUUUCGUCAUUCGUCCUUCUUUUAACAUUCAUUCUUUUUUUCUUUUCUUUCUUUUUCUAUUAAUUCUUCAUUACUCUUUAGGUCAUUCGUCAUUCGUCUUUUUUAACAUUCAUUCUUCUUUUCUUUUCUUUCUUUUUCUAUUAAUUCUUCAUUACUCUUUAGGUCAUUCGUCAUUCGUCCUUCUUUUAACAUUCAUUCUUUUUUUUUCUUUUCUUUCUUUUGCUAUUCAUUUUUUCGUUACUCUUUACGUCAUUCGUCCUUCUUUUAACAUUCAUUCUUUUUUUCUUUUCUUUCUUUUUCUAUUCAUUUUUCGUUACUCUUUAGGUCAUUCGUCAUUCGUCCUUCUUUUAACAUUCAUUCUUUUUUUCUUUUGUUUAUUUUGCUAUUCAUUUUUCGUCAUUCGUCCUUCUUUUAACAUUCAUUCUUUUUUUCUUUUGUUUCUUUUGCUAUUCAUUUUUCGUUACUCUUUAGGUCAUUCGUCCAUUUUUAACAUUCAUACUUCUUUUCUUUUGUUUCUUUUGCUAUUAAUUCUUCGUUACUCUUUAGGUCAUUCGUCCUUCUUUUUAACAUUCAUUCUUUUUUUUCUUUUGUUUCUUUUUGCUAUUCAUUUUUCGUUACUCUUUAGGUCAUUCGUCCUUCUUUUUAACAUUCAUACUUCUUUUCUUUUUGUUUCUUUUUCUAUUAAUUCUUCAUUACUCUUUAGGUCAUUCUGUCCUUCUUUUAACAUUCAUACUUCUUUUCUUUUGUUUCUUUUUCUAUUAAUUCUUCAUUACUCUUUACGUCAUUCGUCAUUCGUCCUUCUUUUAACAUUCAUUCUUCUUUUUCUUUUGUUUUCUUUUUCUAUUAAUUCUUCAUUACUCUUUAGGUCAUUCGUCCUUCUUUUAACAUUCAUUUUUUUUUCUUUUUGUUUUUUUUGCUAUUCAUUUUUUCGUUACUCUUUUAGGUCAUUCGUCCUUCUUUUAACAUUCAUUCUUUUUUUUUCUUUUUCUUUCUUUUCUAUUAAUUCUUCAUUACUCUUUGGGUCAUUCGUCCUUCUUUUUUUAACAUUCAUUCUUUUUUUCUUUUCUUUCUUUUUGCUAUUCCUUUUUUCGUUAAUCUUUAGGUCAUUCGUCCUUCUUUUAACAUUCAUUCUUUUUUUUUUUCUUUCUUUUGCUAUUCAUUUCUCGUUACUCUUUAGGUCAUUCGUCAUUCGUCCUUCUUUUAACAUUCAUUCUUUUUUUCUUUUGUUUCUUUUGCUAUUAAUUCUUCAUUACUCUUUACGUCAUUCGUCCUUCUUUUUUAACAUUCAUUCUUUUUUCUUUUUUUUCUUUUGCUAUUCAUUUUUUCGUUACUCUUUACGUCAUUCGUCCUUCUUUUUAACAUUCAUUCUUUUUUUUUCUUUUGUUUCUUUUGCUAUUCAUUUUCGUUACUCUUUUAGUUCAUUCGUCCUUCUUUUAACAUUCAUACUUUUUUUUUUUGUCAUUCGUCCUUCUUUUAACAUUCAUUCUUUUUUUUUUUUUUUCUUUUGCUAUUCAUUUUGUUAUUCAUUUCUCGUCCUUCUUUUUAGGUCAUUCUUUUCUUUUGUUUCUUUUUUUUUUAAUUCUUCAUUCUCUUUACUUCAUUUUUUUUUUUUCAUUUUUUUUUUUCUAAUUUCGUUAUUCAUUUUCGUCAUUCGUCAUUCGUCCUUCCUUCUUUUAUCAUUCAUUCUUUUUUCUUUUCUUUUUUCUUUUCUAUUCAUUUUUUACUCUAUUCAUUUUUCGUUACUUUUAGGUCAUUCGUCCUUCUUUUUUAACAUUCAUUCUUUUUUCGUCAUUCGUCCUUCUUUUAACAUUCAUUCUUUUUUUCUUUUCUUUCUUUUUCUAUUAAUUCUUCAUUACUCUUUAGGUCAUUCGUCCUGGUCAUUCGUCCUUCUUUUAACAUUCAUUCUUUUUUUCUUUUCUUUCUUUUGCUAUUCAUUUUCGUUACUCUUUAGGUCAUUCGUCCUUCUUUUAACAUUCAUUCUUUUUUUCUUUUUUGUUUCUUUUUCUAUUAAUUCUUCGUUACUCUUUAGGUCAUUCGUCCUUCUUUUAACAUUCAUUCUUUUUUUCUUUUCUUUCUUUUGCUAUUCAUUUUCGUUACUCUUUAGGUCAUUCGUCCUUCUUUUAACAUUCAUUCUUUUUCUUUUCUUUCUUUUUUUUGCUAUUCAUUUUUCGUUACUCUUUACUUCAUUCGUCCUUCUUUUAACAUUUUAUUCUUUUUUUUCUUUUUUUGUCAUUCGUCCUUCUUUUAACAUUCAUUCAUUUUUUUCUUUUCUUUUUUUUUUAUUCAUUUUCGUUACUCUUUUUAGGUCAUUCGUCCUUCUUUUAACAUUCAUUCUUCUUUUAACAUUCAUUCUUUUUCUUUUGUCAUUCGUCCUUCUUUUAACAUUCAUUUUUUUUUCUUUUUCUUUCUUUGCUAUUCAUUUCUCGUUACUCUUUAGGUCAUUCGUCCUUCUUUUAACAUUCAUACUUCUUUUCUUUUGUCAUUCGUCCUUCUUUUUAACAUUCAUUCUUUUUUUUUCUUUUUUUUUUUAUUCAUUUUUCGUCAUUUGUCCUUCUUUUAACAUUCAUUCUUUUUUUCUUUUCUUUCUUUUUCUAUUAAUUCUUCAUUACUCUUUAGGUCAUUCGUCCUGGUCAUUUGUCCUUCUUUUAACAUUCAUACUUCUUUUCUUUUGUUUCUUUUUGCUAUUAAUUCUUCGUUACUUUUUUAGGUCAUUCGUCCUUCUUUUAACAUUCAUUUUUUUUUUCUUUUGUUUCUUUUGCUAUUCAUUUUUCGUCAUUCGUCCUUCUUUUAACAUUCAUUCUUUUUUUCUUUUCUUUCUUUUUCUAUUAAUUCUUCAUUACUCUUUAGGUCAUUCGUCAUUCGUCCUUCUUUUAACAUUCAUUCUUUUUUUCUUUUCUUUCUUUUGCUAUUCAUUUUUCGUCAUUCGUCCAUCUUUUAACAUUCAUUCUUUUUUUCUUUUGUUUCGUUUUCUAUUCAUUCUUCGUUACUCGUCAUUCGUCCUUUUUUUUAACAUUCAUUCUUUUUUUCUUUUGUUUCUUUUUCUAUUCAUUUUUCGUUACUCUUUAGGUCAUUCGUCAUUCGUCCUUCUUUUAACAUUCAUUCUUUUUUUCUUUUGUUUCUUUUGCUAUUCAUUUUUCGUCAUUCGUCCUUCUUUUAACAUUCAUUCUUUUUUUCUUUUCUUUUUUUCUAUUAAUUCUUCAUUACUCUUUAGGUCAUUCGUCCUUCUUUUAACAUUCAUUCUUUUUUUCUUUUCUCUCUUUUGCUAUUCAUUUUUCGUCAUUCGUCCUUCUUUUAACAUUCAUUAUUUUUUCUUUUCUUUCUUUUGCUAUUCAUUUUUCGUCAUUCGUCCUUCUUUUAACAUUCAUUCUUUUUUUCUUUUGUUUCUUUUUCUAUUAAUUCUUCAUUUCUCUUUAGGUCAUUCGUCCUUUUUUAACAUUCAUUCUUCUUUUCUUUUGUCAUUCGUCCUUCUUUUAACAUUCAUUCUUUUUUUCUUUUGUUUCUUUUUCUAUUCAUUCUUCAUUACUCUUUACGUCAUUCGUCCUUCUUUUAACAUUCAUUCUUUUUUUCUUGUUUCUUUUUCUAUUCAUUCUUCGUUACUCUUUAGGUUAUUCGUCAUUCGUCCUUCUUUUAACAUUCAUUCUUUUUUUCUUGUUUCUUUUUCUAUUCAUUCUUCGUUACUCUUUAGGUUAUUCGUCCUUCUUUUAACAUUCAUUCUUUUUUUUUUUUUUGUUUUUUCUAUUAAUUCUUCAUUACUCUUUAGGUCAUUCGUCCUUCUUUUAACAUUCAUUCUUUUUUUCUUUUCUUUCUUUUUCUAUUCAUUCUUCGUCAUUCGUCCUUCUUUUAACCUUCAUUCUUUUUUUCUUUUGUUUCUUUUUCUAUUCAUUCUUCGUUACUCUUUAGGUUAUUCGUCAUUCGUCCUUCUUUUAACAUUCAUUCUUUUUUUCUUUUGUUUCUUUUUCUAUUCAUUCUUCGUCAUUCGUCCUUCUUUUAACAUUCAUUCUUCUUUUCUUUUCUUUCUUUUCUUAACUUUAUUUUCAAAGUUCUCUUUUCUUCUUUCCUUUUUGUCCACCACCACACCCAUUCACAGCCUCUAA